This is a messenger RNA of Phymastichus coffea, 2253 nucleotides long. RefSeq names its product ATP-binding cassette sub-family G member 5. The coding region runs from base 169 to 2253 and encodes 694 amino acids. Gene Ontology annotation, cellular component: plasma membrane. The transcript has 8 exons. The record is from RefSeq and is a predicted model, not a curated record. NCBI's taxonomy places the organism in Eukaryota, Metazoa, Arthropoda, Insecta, Hymenoptera, Eulophidae. Gene Ontology annotation, molecular function: ATP binding; ATP hydrolysis activity; ABC-type transporter activity.
CGACGCCGCAGUCUUGCCUCGUCGACGCCGUGGUCACCUUGACGCUGCUCUGCGCGCUUGGCUUGCUGGUCCCCGACGAAGGCUACGCGCCGACGGAGCUUCGGCAAGAGAAGAGAACUCGGCAGCAUCGAGCCGGUUUAUUUAGAUGUCAACGGUCGGUCGGAGCGGAUGCGAGAUGCGGCCGAGCGUCGUCGCUUCGUAGCAGCUCAGCAGCACCGCAGCGACAACAACAGGUGCACCUGCGAGGGUCUGAUCAUACGACGUGGUCGUCGGCGCAAUCGCCAGCAGCAGCAGCAGCAGCACCAGAAAAGCCGUCAAUCGGGCGUCAUGGCUCCAAGCGCUGAGAACGUGCUCGAUGUGGCUGGCGUCUAUCACUCGACCGCAGUGCUGCCCAACGACAGCGUCAAUUGCGGCUGCUUCACCGCGAGGACCGAGCCCACGGCCGUGUUGAGGGACGUCUCCGCGAGGGUCUACGGCAGCGAGGUUCUCGCCGUGCUAGGCUCCAAGGGAUCCGGCAAGAGAGCGCUGCUGGACGUCAUUGCUGGACGAACCGCCAGGGGAGAGACCCGCGGCCGUAUCACGCUGAACGGUAGCCUGCUGACGCCGGAGCUGUUUCGUCGCCACGGCGCUUACGUGUCCCAUCGCUGUUACCUGCUGCCGAGCUUGACGGUGCGCCAGACGCUCACCUACGCUACCUGGCUAGCUAACCUGGGCAACCGGGACUCGCGAGUGAGGCAAACUCUCGCGGACCUCGCGCUGUCGCAGGUGGCUAACAGGCCAGUCUCGGACUUGACCAAACCGGAGUACAGGAGGCUGAUGCUCGGGGUGCAGCUGGCCAAGGAUCCGUUACUGUUACUGCUGGACGAACCCACUUGGGACACCGAUCCGCUGAAUACUUAUCUGAUCGUCUCGAUGCUGUGGUCGUACGCCACACGGAAAAGCUCGAUCGUCGUGUUGACCAUGGAGACGCCCAGGUCGGACGUCUUGCCCUUCGUUGCCAGAGUGACGCUACUCUGCCUCGGAGCGGUGGUCUACUCCGGACCUACGAGGAGUAUGCUCGACUACUUCAGCAUCGUCGGAUUCCCCUGCCCGGAAUUGGAAAAUCCACUCAUGUACUACCUAUGCCUGUCGACGGUUGACAGACGUUCCCGUGAGCGCUUCAUCGAGUCGAAUCAGCAGAUCUCCGUGCUGGUGGACAAAUUCAAGGCCGAAGGCGGGGUCGUGCUGAAAGAGGCGCCGAUCUCGGGCCUUGGCGUUAAGGAGACGCCGACUUCCUCGCUGACGCCCACGCCCAUCGGCAUGUCGCACAAGAGCUUGCAGAAUCGCGGAAUCAAUCCUGGAUGCUUCUCCACUCUGCUGGCCCUCUACGCGAGGAGCCUUGCCGCCACCUUUGCCUGCAACAAAUCCGGAGUGUGCCACUUCGGCUCGCGGAUCUUCCUGCUGCCGUUCGUGCUGUCGCUGCUGAGCGUCCUCUACUCGCACUCCAAGGAGCAGCAGUCGAUGGUGUUCCUGCAGACCUCGGGCCUCAUGUUCAACGUACUGGUGCUGUUCUACGUCGCUGGGAUUGCCGUCACGGCCCUCCUCUUUCCAGGAUUCCGGGCACGCUACUAUCAGGAGAAGCGAGAGGGGCUGUACGGCGGAGCGAUGUUCAUCACCUCGUAUACCUUGCUCACGCUGCCUUUGAGCUUUCUCUCGACGAUCAUGAGCGUCGGUAUCCUCGUGCCGAUACUCGAACUCGACGUCGUCUCCUGGAUCAAAGUCAGCGGCGUGCUCUGGGCCUCAUUCGUCGCGACCGAGCAGCUCACCGUUGCCGCGCUUAUGCUCAUCAAGCGACCUGUAGCUGCAGCUAUAACUGUUCUUUAUGUCGUGCUGGUUACUUUAGUCAUCGCGUCAGGCAGUUUGCGCAGCUUGAGAAUGCUGCCGGAUUGGUUGAGUGCCGUGUCGACAGCUUUGCCGAACCGCUACGCGUCGCUCGCUCUCAAUCAGCUCGCUAUAGAGAUGGACAAUUUUAAAAAUCUCAAUUACAACGACACGAUCACCUGUCCUGGAAUACCGGAUCUCUGCAGAUACAAAGACGGCAACGCCUACUUGCGCGAGAGAUUCACCAAGGAGGCGGAAAACAUAUCGCAAGUGUUGAAUGUUGAGCUGAACUUGUUGAUUUCACUGGCCUUCUCGGUUGGUCUGAUCAUUCUCAACAGCGUGCUGUAUCUCUUGCCACUGCCUGCCACCGUCAAGGCUAAAUUUCGCGAAUGA